AUGCUAAUGAAAAAUUCAUCUACAGUAAACUCAUAAUAAUAUUUACUCAGUAAAAAGAAAUCUAAUGUAUUAAAAAUGGAGCUAUAAUUAGAAUGUAAGUUUUCUUUUAUUAAUCUUUCUAGAGAUACUAUUAAAGACAUAUCAAAAACCCCUGAUGGAUGACAUAAUUUUUAAUAAAUCAAAUAUCUUCAAUGGUGUGAAAAUACGGAUUAAAUGA
Paramecium primaurelia is the source of this 217-nucleotide messenger RNA. NCBI's taxonomy places the organism in Eukaryota, Ciliophora, Oligohymenophorea, Peniculida, Parameciidae. The record is from the annotation of a GenBank genome assembly.